AUGCGGCAGCAGGAGGACCGGGCGCUCCUCCCGACGACGACGGCCGCCGGCGGCCCGGACGCCGCGGCGGCGUCCGGGCCUUCGGGGCGGCUGCGGACGGCGGGGCUGGUGGCGGCGUGGUACGCGUCCAACAUCGGGGUGCUGCUGCUCAACAAGUACCUCCUCUCCGUCUACGGCUUCCGCUACCCGGUCUUCCUCACCGCCUGCCACAUGUCCGCCUCGGCGCUCCUCUCCUCCGCCUUCGCCGCCGCCACCUCCUCCUCGUCCCCGCGCCGGCCGCUCUCGCGCGGGCAGGCGGCCAGGGUGGCCGUGCUGGGCGCCGUCUUCUGCGGCUCCGUCGUCGCCGGCAACGUCUCGCUGCGCUACCUCCCCGUGUCAUUCAACCAGGCCGUCGGCGCCACCACGCCCUUCUUCACCGCGCUCAUCGCCUACGCCGUCGCGGGGCGGCGCGAGGCCCGUGCCACCUACGCCGCCCUCCUCCCCGUCGUCGCCGGCGUCGUCAUCGCCACCGGGGGCGAGCCGAGCUUCCAUCUGUUCGGGUUCAUCAUGUGCGUGGGCGCGACGGCGGGGAGGGCGCUCAAGACCGUGCUGCAGGGGAUCCUGCUCUCCUCAGAAGAGGAGAAGCUCAACUCCAUGGACCUGCUCUGGUACAUGGCGCCGGUGGCCGUGGUGCUGCUGGUGCCGGCGACGCUGAUGAUGGAGCCGGACGCGCUCGGCACGGUCCUCGGGAACGCGAAAGGGGCGGUCGCCGUCGUCGUCUCCAUCCUGAUAUUCAAGAACCCGGUGACCGUCAUGGGGAUGCUGGGCUACGGGGUGACCAUCGCCGGCGUGGUUCUGUACGGCGAGGCCAAGAAGAGGAGCAAGUGA
Messenger RNA from Triticum turgidum subsp. durum (durum wheat), 867 nucleotides. Lineage: Eukaryota; Viridiplantae; Streptophyta; Magnoliopsida; Poales; Poaceae. The record is from the annotation of a GenBank genome assembly.